Messenger RNA from Clupea harengus (Atlantic herring), 1513 nucleotides. It is a transcript of the gene pex13, whose product is annotated as peroxisomal membrane protein PEX13-like. Gene Ontology annotation, cellular component: peroxisome; peroxisomal membrane; peroxisomal importomer complex. The transcript has 4 exons. Lineage: Eukaryota; Metazoa; Chordata; Actinopteri; Clupeiformes; Clupeidae. The record is from RefSeq and is a predicted model, not a curated record. The coding region runs from base 122 to 1366 and encodes 414 amino acids. Gene Ontology annotation, molecular function: protein binding. Gene Ontology annotation, biological process: protein import into peroxisome matrix, docking.
UUUCGUCUGGGCCCUAUUCUUUUUCGAUCGUAGAAGUUCUGGUUCGAGUAGCUGGCUAGCCAAGCUGCGAAGGGUCGGAGAUCUUGAAAAAUAUAGCUUCUUUUUUCAACCAUUUUUAAGGAUGUCACAGCCUCCCCCAAAACCUUGGGAGAGACGGAUUCCUGGGGCAAUGAAUGCGCCUGUGAGCUAUCGUUCCACAGAUUUUGGAUUAUCUACGCCGGUCGGUCCGUCCACCUCAGCCCCCCCUGGGCUGACACGGGUAGCACCUCCUUUGCCCCCGAGACCCGUCCAGCAGUCCUACCGCCCGGGCUUCGGCUCCUACCCAUCCUCUUACGGCCACUAUGGGAACUCCACUAUGGGAAUGUAUGGUGGUUACAAUCCGUACGGGGGCUAUGGGGGGUAUGGAGUUGGUGGAGGCGCUAUGGGCGGUAUGGGUUACAGUCGGUUUGGUACGGAGGAGACCCAGCCUAGCCGCUUCGUCCAACAGGCGGAGGAGAGUAGCCGCGGGGCCUUCCAGUCCAUCGAGAGCAUAGUCCACGCUUUCUCAUCUGUGAGUAUGAUGAUGGACGCCACCUUUUCAGCUGUCUACAACAGUUUCCGUGCAGUACUGGACGUAGCCAACCACUUCUCCCGGCUGCGUGCACACUUUGCCAAAGUAUUGUCAGCUUUUGCGCUGGUGCGCACGUUGCGCUACUUCUACCGUCGACUACAGAGGCUUCUUGGACUGCGCCGCGACGCGGAGGUGGAGGAUCUGUGGGCCGACAGUGAGGCCACAGCAACUAUUGCCCUAUCAUCCGGCGGAGCGAGUAACGAACCUCGGGCAGACUCGGUAAAGUCUUGGCCUAUUUUCCUGUUCUUCGCUGUGGUUCUUGGAGGACCUUACCUGAUCUGGAAGCUCCUGCGGUCUGCCGAAGGGCCGGAAGAAACAGCCACCAACUGGGCGAGCGGAGAGGAUGACCAUGUAGUGGCCCGAGCGGAGUUUGACUUCACGGCUGCCUCUGAGGAAGAGAUGUCCUGUCAGGCUGGAGACAUGCUCAAUCUGGCACCCAAAGAGCAACAGCCUCGAAUUCGCGGCUGGUUGCUGGCCAGUUUGGGCAGCCAGACCACAGGCCUGGUUCCUGCCAACUACGUGAAGGUCCUUGGCAAGCGGAAAGGUAGGAGGCAUGCAGAGGUGGAGAGGCUGGCGCAGCAGCAGCAGGCACCCCAGCCAGGUCUGGCCUCCGCCUCGGCCUCAGCCUCUGGCACACACCCUGCCUCAGCGCUGCCUCCCAGUUGCCCGGAAGAGAUGCUGGAGUCGGUAUUCCGGGAAACGCCGGCCCCGUGUCCCCCUGCCUUGAGCACAGUAGUCAAGAUGGAUCUGUUAUAGGGGUGCGUGCCUUAGAUCGCUGGAGCGUGCUUUACAAUGUAUGGGGAGCUCUGUGUGCGGUUCCAUUUCAUUCCCUUGUCACCGUAUCAGGUGACCUGUGCCCAUCCCCAUCACCGUGCCCCAGCAGUGGGACUGGAGAAUGGAGCU